Aspergillus puulaauensis is the source of this 4422-nucleotide messenger RNA. RefSeq names its product putative RNA helicase/RNAse III. The record is from RefSeq and is a predicted model, not a curated record. Gene Ontology annotation, cellular component: RISC complex; nucleus; cytoplasm. The transcript is spliced from 7 exons. The coding region runs from base 1 to 4422 and encodes 1473 amino acids. Gene Ontology annotation, molecular function: RNA binding; ATP binding; ribonuclease III activity. Lineage: Eukaryota; Fungi; Ascomycota; Eurotiomycetes; Eurotiales; Aspergillaceae. Gene Ontology annotation, biological process: siRNA processing.
AUGGGCCCUGUCCCGUCGGGGGACCCCGACCCUGGAUAUCGGGCGCGGAGCUACCAGUUGGAGAUGUUCGAGGCGAGCCUGAAGAACAAUAUCGUCGUUGCGAUGGGCACUGGGAGCGGUAAAACACACAUUGCUCUGCUCCGGAUCAUGCACGAGUUGGAGAACGGCGAUGGAAAGAAGUUGAUAUGGUUCUUGGCACCGACCGUCGCCCUCUGCCUGCAGCAACACCGUGCCAUCUCCCAACACAUCCCUGCUGCAAAGUCUCGCACGCUCACUGGGCUGGACAAGGUUGAGUUGUGGACGGAGCAAGUGGUUUGGGACACCGUGCUGAGUGACAUGCAGGUGGUCGUUUCGACGCCUGCUGUACUUCUGGAUGCAAUGACCCAUGGCUUUGUUAGGAUUUCGCGCCUGGGGUUAAUCAUAUUCGAUGAAGCGCACCAUUGCACUCAGAACCACCCAGCAAAUAGGGUGAUGAGAUAUUUUUACCAUCCAACCCUUGCGAAAUCUGGUCCCAACGCUGUUCCCCGCAUUCUGGGUCUGACAGCCAGCGCUGGUUCUAAUCGUGAUGAAUUACGAACAAUUGAAGAAAACCUCCAUUCGGUCUGCACCACCCCCCAAGCGCACCGCCAUGAACUGCUUGAGCACACCCAUAAGCCUCAGCUGCAGCGUGUCCUCUAUACACCACUGGCAAUUGAAGGUGCUUCGCUUUGGGGCGGAACUGAAAAGGCCCUCGUUGAAGCUUAUCAGAUGUUGGACAUAGAAAAUGACCCCUACGUUAAAAGACUUAGAGCUAGCGAGCCACAUGGGAUAGCACUACAGCGGGUGCUCAUGACUGGGAACACUUACUGCAGCGAGCAACUCAAAAAGUUUGUUCGCAGGGUCGCACAUAUUUCAGCCGAGCUUGGGCCAUGGGCGGCCGACUACUUUAUCUGGGAGUCAACCCAGCAGCUCCGUGGGAGUGCUGUUUAUACUUCACUCACGAUGGACAUGGACGAUGAUGAGCGGAAGUAUUUGGUUGACAUUCUGUCCAAACUGUCUGUCCCCAAGCUUAACAUCCAUUCGACCAAUCCUGCAGACUUCCCGGUGUCACCGAAAUGCGAGGCUCUGAUAUCCUUCUUGCUCAAUACCGAUGAGCCAGAAUUCUCCGGGCUGAUAUUUGUGCAGCAGCGAGCAACUGUUGCUGUCAUGGCCCACCUGCUUUCGGUUCACCCUUUCACAAGGGAUCGAUUUCGUACUGGCGGUUUCAUUGGAAUGUCAAACUCUACCAAGAAAAAGGAAAUGUUGGGCGACCUCCUCACGGUGAAGAUGCAGCGGGACACAUUGGACGACUUCCGACACGGCAGAAAGAAUCUGAUUGUUGCCACUGAUGUGCUGGAGGAGGGUAUCGACGUGAGCGCGUGUAGCGUGGUGGUAUCCUACGACAAGCCGCCGAACCUUAAGUCGUUUGUGCAGCGACGCGGACGUGCUAGGCGUCGGCACUCGACGUAUGCAAUGGUCCUUUCUACGGAGGACGAUGUCUCCUCAUUAGAGAAGUGGCACAUCGUGGAGAAAGCGAUGGAAAAGGCCUAUCAAGAGGACAGGAGCCGCUUGGAAGAGCUCCGUGCGCUGGAAACCAUCAAUGAGGAUGUCCAUGCACAGUUUAUCGUAGAAUCUACGGAAGCCAUUUUAACAGCUGAUAAUGCUAUGCAACACCUAUACCAUUUCUGCUCUACACUCCCGAGCCAGAAACGUGUUAGAACGAAGCCUGAGUUUUCGUUUCAGAGACACGAGGAUGGUGUGUUGAAAGGCAAAGUGACGCUGCCCAGCUGCGUAGUCCCAUCGGCUAGAUGCGCAGAAGGGAAGCGGUGGUGGAAGACGGAACGUGCGGCAAGAAAGGAAGCCGCUUUCCAGGCGUAUAAGGCAUUAUACGAGCAUGGGCUGGUGAAUGACAACCUUCUCCCGCUGACCAAGAGUCAGGACUUUACUAAAGGCGAUCGUCGUUUGUCGGGAGCUAUCACAGAGGUCCUCGAUCAGUAUGACCCCUGGGUAGACUGGGCAUAUGCAUGGAUGCUACCAAAUGUGCAUAAAACCCGCAUCACUGUUCGCUUGAACGAAGAUGAGGUAUAUAUGAACAUGUUUUCCCCGGUUGCAAUUCCGCUACUUGAAGCGCUCACCCUUUUUUGGGAUAGCGAGUCAACAUAUACUCUCGAGUUCAGAACCUCAGAGCCAGUCCCAAUGACCGACGAAAGUGUUGAGAGCCUGAAAAGCAUCACUGCCCUGUAUCUACAAGCCACCUCGACAGGAUGGUUGGGUGGUACACGCGACUAUUCCACACUGUUUAGCCCGAACUUGCAUCCUGGGGAGUGGACAGCCUGGUUAAACGAGAACCAAGGGUACGAGCCAGCACUGAAAGUUUUCUCCAGCCAGAGAAGUGUCGACCGUAUAGGUAUCGUCCGAGACAAGUCUCGUUAUGACGGUAUUCUAUUGUUGAAUAAAUGGGUCAAUGGGAACGACGGGCUUGAGAUUGAAUGCGAUCCGUUUCCAAAACGAAGGAAUCUUCUUCAAAGGCAAGGGCUCGCCACAAAAAGAUACGACAGCGACGAAAAACUCGAAUCACCGACGAAGAGGCGUAUUGUUCCUGCCGACCAAUGCACGAUAAGCAGACUCCCCGCCAAAGAGACGGUAUUCGGUCGGUUCAUUGCUACUAUCCUUAACAGAUUAGAGGCCGCACUGGUUGCGACCAAGCUAUGCGAAACGAUUUUACGAGAUAUACACUUUAACGAGCUACGACAUGUUAUAACUGCGAUCACAACACCAGCUGCUGAGGCGCCAACGAACUACCAACGCUAUGAGUUCUUCGGUGAUACGGUUCUCAAAUUCAGCGUCGCCUCCUUUCUUUACCACCAACACCCAAACUGGCACGAGCACUAUCUUUCCGAAGGCCUUAGAGCAAUCGUCGAGAACCCUCGUCUGGCUCGCGAAGCAGUUGACCGUGACCUUGGAUCUUUUAUUAUCAGCAAAGGAUUUAACGCGCGCAAAUGGUCUGCUCCGUUGAUUUCUGAAAAGAUCAACACGAGCCGAGGUAGGCGCGAUAUGUCCACAAAAGUCCUCGCCGACGUUGUCGAGGCGCUUAUCGGCGCUGCAUACAUUGAUGGAGGCCUUGCUAAAGCGCAGGCUUGUAUUAGCCGCUUUCUCCCGGAGGUUCAGCUCCCAGUACCCAGGCCUGAUAGUGGUCCCAUGUCUCAGGGCCAAGACCAUCAGCCACAUCUCAUCCAGCAGGACACCCUCGAGGAGAACAUCGGCUACACCUUCAAUGAUAAGUCCCUACUGAUGGAAGCUCUUACCCACGGUUCGUGCCAGCACGAUGCCUCAACGCAGUCAUACCAGCGGCUUGAGUUCCUCGGCGACGCUGUUCUCGACAUGCUCAUCGUGGACACCAUCCUCAUGCAUCCUAUUGAACUUCCACAGGGCAGAAUGACCAAGAUCAAGGCCACCGUUGUAAAUGCUAGCCUCCUUGCCUUCCUAUGUAUGGAGUUCUCCUGGCCAAUGCCAAUCCGCCGCCCAACAACCGUUCCCGAAGCAGAGGUCGAAAUGGAGCCAAUAGAACACGCAUCAGAAACGCUCCACUUAUACAGCUACCUCAGGCACUCCCCCGGUACACCUCUCAUAACCAAUAAUUCGAAUUCAGGCUCUUCCUCUAACACUGCUCUGACCCGCUACAUAACUCUCCGCCCCGCAAUCCUGCACUCCCUCGCCACCUCAAGAACGUACCCUAGGGAGCUCCUCUCCGCGCUGAACCCCGAUAAGUUCUUCUCCGACAUCAUCGAGUCCAUUAUCGGCGCCAUAUUCGUCGACUCAGGCAGGGAUCUAACUCCAUGCCGCGAGUUUAUUCACCGACUAGGUCUGGUGCAAUACUUGGAGCGCAUCCUUGACGAGAACAUCGACGUGGAACAUCCAAUCCAGAAGGCGCAGAUGGGUUUGCAAAAACUUGCCAGUAAGGCCGGAUCACCAUGGAAGUUCAAUUAUCACACCGUGAGGGUAUCGGGUUUGGGUUCGGAGCGGGAGCACAACCGUGUUUAUAAUAAGGUCGUCGAUGGCGAUGUGGUUGUAGAUGUCAACGCUGACGCUGACGCAACGACUGAUGGCCGGAAUGGAGAUUUGGAUCCAUCUGAUCCUAGUUCUAGUUCUAGUUCUGAUGCUGACUCUGACUCUGAUCCCGAUGCCGACCCUAGUGCGGGCCCGACGUAUACGUGCACGAUUCCAAUGCAUGGCCUUGGGUUUGAUGUUGAGGAGGUUGUUGUGACUGGGUGCUUGAGCAGAGAGGAAGCGGAGGUUCGGGCUGCUUCUGUGGUGAUCGAGUUACUGAUGCAGAAAGGAGUAAUCAUUGAGGCAGAUGAUGAAACAGGAGAUAGAGAAGAAUUGGAACGAGCUGAGAUGGCAUGA